This is a messenger RNA of Ziziphus jujuba (common jujube), 1764 nucleotides long. RefSeq names its product WAT1-related protein At3g28050. The record is from RefSeq and is a predicted model, not a curated record. The transcript is spliced from 8 exons. Bases 309 to 1310 code for a protein of 333 amino acids. Gene Ontology annotation, cellular component: plasma membrane. Gene Ontology annotation, molecular function: transmembrane transporter activity. NCBI's taxonomy places the organism in Eukaryota, Viridiplantae, Streptophyta, Magnoliopsida, Rosales, Rhamnaceae.
UUUAUUUAUUAUUAUUUUUUAAUUAAACAAGAACAUGGGAUUUUAUAAUAUAGGUAAGAUGAAGACAGGGCAACAAUACGACCAUCAAAACGACAUCGUUCAUGUCGAAAACCGACAAAACAUAGCUCACAAUGAAACAGGAAAACGUUCCCAUAAAGAAAGAGUAGUUUAUCAGUGUGUUUUUCCUUUUUUUUUUUUUUUUUUUUUUAAUAUUGUAAAGCUAAAGCCAGUGGGAGUGGGAAUGAUGAAGUGGUGAAGCAGUAAGAAAAAGGAGGUAUUUGAUAGAUUUUUUUGUGGGAUAGAAGAAGAUGAUGGGGAAUAGUUUUCUUCCAUUUGUGGGGAUGCUAAUGGUGGUUCUGGCUCAGGUUAGUGGUAUCAUAUUGAACAAAAAAGCCAUGUCCAGAGGACUCAGUGAAUUCAUUCUUCUUCUUUACUGUUGUGCCAUUUCCUCUCUCAUCCUUCUUCCUUCUGCUUUCCUCAUUCACAGUUGCAGGUCAGAGCGGCCUCCACUCAGUCUUUCCAUCCUUUCGAGCAUCUUUUUCCUGGCGCUUAUUGGAUGUUGUGGACUGUUGAUGGGAUAUGCUGGUUUACAGUACACUUCUCCUGCACUUAACACCGCCAUGCUCAACAUCAUACCAGCUUUUACGUUUUUACUUGCUUUAAUUUUCAGGAUGGAAAAAUUUAAGUGGAGGACCUCAAGUAGCCAAGCUAAAUCUGUAGGAACUGUAGUGUCAAUAGCAGGGGCAUUCAUUUUGACCUUCUACAAAGGCUCACCGCUUAUUAAGUUUCACACCUUUUUUGGAUUGACUGAUCGAUUCCUCUUCUUACAGCAAUCAAAUUGGAUACUUGGAGGGUUUCUCCUUGCAGCUGAAUCUUUCUCGACUUCGUUAUGGUAUAUUCUGCAGUUACUACUACUUAAGAAGUACCCUGCAAUGCUGCUUUUGAUUGCAUUUUACUGUUUCUUUGAGACUAUACAAACUGCAUUAAUCUCACUGGUAAUGGUAAAAGACCUAAGUUCUUGGAUGUUACAACCUGAUAUUCGACUGGUUGCAGUUUUAUACUCUGUGAAGAAAGAGUCACUGAAAGGGAAUUGGGAAUGUGUUCCGUUACUGGAUCCUUACAUGGUGCCUGCAGAGAAAAGGACCUGUAUUCGUCUCAAUAUUCAAGCCCCUUUCACUUGUCCUUACAGACGUAAUCGGUGUCAUCUUUUUAGGAGAAGCUCUUUAUCUUGGAAGGCAGGAUCAUUAGAGGAGUUUAUGGACUUAAACGAGAGGUUCCAAUUAACCCAAGAGCACAAUUCCUGGACUUAACCAGAGGAUGCCUCCCAAAAGAGUUUUUCACUACUCUAUUCUCAGCAAAUAUACAAUUCCAUUUUCAGUCUUAACUCUAAUGCUUCCAAUCUAUACAUAACACGAGACCUACUAUCAGAUCCUCCCCGAAACAAAAUAGCUAAAGAUCCAAACAACUUGGUUUGGUUAACAUAAUAAAGACUGAAAACGACAUAGGUUCGUAAGACUAAUAAAAAGCCUAUAAACAUAUAUGCCAUGCCAACUUCACCGCACCACAAUGUCCGUUUCCCUUUUGGCUUUCUUGAUAUGUAAGAUUUGACAGAAAAUUUUCUUUCCGCUUGAUUGGUGGAGUUGUUAUUGUCGCUGGUUUUUACACUGUGAUGUGGGGCAAGGCCAAAGAAGAGAUACCAGUCAAGAAUGGUGAAGCGGAAUGCUUGGACUCAUCCAAUGAAAGUUCUCCUCUGCUGCAGAACAA